UAUCUGUCUAGACGAAGGAUGUUAACAUACUAUUAACUAACAUCUUCUCUCUCCCUCCUCCUCUUGCCCUCUGUCUGUUUAUCAGUAAGUAAAAUAUCCGCAUUGCGUUCUUCUCUGGAAUUCUUGGUCCAGAUCAUCAGUAUAUUAAUCUUCUCUGUCUCCUUGCACUGAAAAAUGGCGCUGAAGCAUCAGUUGUUUUGCUCCUCCGAUUCCUCCUCGUUAUUUUCUUCCCUCUCUCCCCUAAAUUAUACUAGUACCAAACCUCCUCCUAGUCCUACUUGGUUGGUGGGUUCCUACUCCUCCUCCUCCUCCUCCGCCCCCAGGAGGAGAGAACAACACCACCUCGAUUUCACAACCCUAAACACUUCUAGAUUAAAAUUAAAAUUAAUCGAAGGAAGAGAUCUUCAUCAUCGUCGUCGUGGUCGUCAUAGUCCUGCCAUGGCAUCUUUGGGAGGCCUUUUGGGUGGGAUAUUCAAGGGAACCAACGACACUGGGGAGUCAACCAGGCAGCAGUACAUCGCAACUGUUGGACUCAUCAACGGGAUGGAAACCCAGAUGUCAGCCUUGUCCGAUUCCCAAUUGAGGGAGAAGACUUCCCUCUUGAAGGAACGCGCUCGUCACGCUGAUUCUUUGGACUCUAUUUUACCUGAAGCAUUUGCUAUUGUGAGAGAGGCUUCGAAAAGAGUUCUAGGCCUUCGUCCUUUUGAUGUCCAACUGAUAGGGGGCAUGGUUCUUCACAAGGGGGAAAUAGCUGAAAUGAGGACCGGAGAAGGAAAGACCCUGGUUGCUAUAUUACCAGCUUAUUUGAAUGCGUUAAACGGGAAAGGAGUUCAUGUUGUCACUGUCAAUGAUUAUCUGGCACGGCGAGAUUGUGAGUGGGUCGGUCAAGUUCCCAGGUUUCUUGGAUUGAAGGUUGGCUUAAUCCAACAGAAUAUGACAAGUGAACAGCGGAGGGAAAAUUACUUAAGUGACAUCACCUACGUCACCAAUAGUGAGCUUGGUUUUGAUUACUUGAGAGAUAAUCUUGCCACGGAAAGUAAAGUUUGUGCUAUGCGAAUUCUUUUAGUAAACAUUAUUAGUGUUGAUGAGCUUGUCUUGAGGGGUUUCAAUUAUUGUGUAAUUGAUGAGGUCGAUUCCAUCCUUAUCGAUGAAGCAAGAACUCCUCUCAUCAUAUCGGGACCUGCCGAAAAACCAAGUGAUCGAUACUAUAAAGCUGCUAAGAUAGCCGCUGCCUUUGAACGAGAUAUACAUUACACUGUUGAUGAGAAGCAGAAAACUGUUCUACUUAAGGAACAGGGUUAUGCAGAUGCUGAAGAAAUCCUAGAUGUAAAAGAUUUAUAUGAUCCACGGGAACAGUGGGCAUCUUAUGUUCUGAAUGCAAUCAAAGCAAAAGAACUUUUCCUUAGAGAUGUGAACUACAUUAUCCGUGGCAAGGAGGUCCUAAUAGUGGAUGAGUUUACUGGUCGAGUUAUGCAGGGGAGGCGUUGGAGUGAUGGACUUCACCAGGCAGUUGAAGCAAAAGAAUGUUUGCCCAUUCAAAAUGAAACUGUGACCCUGGCUUCAAUUAGCUAUCAAAACUUUUUUCUCCAGUUCCCAAAACUUUGUGGCAUGACUGGCACGGCAGCAACUGAGAGCACAGAAUUUGAGAGUAUAUACAAGCUUAAAGUCACAAUUGUACCUACGAACAAGCCCAUGAUAAGAAAGGAUGAGUCAGACGUGGUGUUCAGGGCUACUAAAGGAAAAUGGCGAGCAGUCGUUGUAGAGAUUUCUAGACUGCACAAAACAGGUCGCCCAGUGCUUGUUGGCACAACUAGCGUUGAGCAGAGUGAUGCAUUAUCGGAACAGUUGCAUGAAGCUGGAAUUCCCCAUGAGGUUCUCAAUGCAAAACCAGAAAAUGUGGAGAGAGAAGCUGAAAUUGUGGCACAGAGUGGUCGUCUUGGAGCUGUUACAAUCGCUACCAAUAUGGCAGGUCGUGGAACAGAUAUAAUCCUUGGUGGCAAUGCAGAAUUUAUGGCGAGGUUGAAGUUGCGUGAAAUGCUGAUGCCAAGAGUUGUAAAGCCAGCUGAAGGAAUUUUUGUUUCUGUUAAGAAACCUCCUACAACAAAGACAUGGAAGGUGAAUGAGAGUUUAUUUCCAUGCACAUUAUCCAAAGUAAAUACCAAAUUGGCCGAGGAAGCGGUACAAUUAGCUGUCAAAACAUGGGGUCAAAGAUCGUUAACUGAGCUUGAAGUUGAGGAGCGACUAUCUUAUUCUUGUGAAAAGGGUCCCGUUCAGGAGGAAGUAAUAGCCAACCUGCGAAGUGCCUUUUUAGAAAUUGUUAAAGAAUAUAAGGUUUACACCGAGGAGGAAAGGAUGAAGGUUGUCUUAGCAGGUGGACUUCACGUGGUGGGGACUGAACGACACGAAUCACGUCGAAUCGAUAAUCAGCUGCGUGGUCGAAGUGGCAGGCAAGGGGAUCCCGGAAGCUCCCGCUUCUUCCUUAGUCUUGAAGAUAAUAUCUUUCGGAUUUUUGGAGGGAACCGCAUUCAGGGUUUGAUGAGAGCUUUUAGAGUUGAAGACUUACCAAUUGAGUCGAAGAUGCUGACAAAAGCACUCGAUGAAGCUCAGCGUAAAGUGGAGAAUUACUUUUUUGAUAUUCGGAAACAAUUGUUUGAGUAUGAUGAUGUUUUAAACAGCCAAAGAGACCGUGUAUAUACAGAGAGAAGGCGAGCCCUUGUAUCUGAUGAUCUCCAAUCUCUCAUUAUUGAAUAUGCAGAACUGACAAUGGGUGACAUCUUAGAGGCAAAUAUUGGGUCUGAUGCUCCAAAGGAAAGCUGGGACCUCGAAAAGCUCAUCGCAAAACUCCAACAGUACUGCUAUCUGCUGAAUGAUUUGACCCCGGAUUUGGUUGUGAGCAAUUGUUCAAGUUAUGAUGAACUGCGGGAUUACCUUCACAUUCGUGGUCGCGAAGCAUAUUUGCAGAAAAGGGAUGCUGUGGAGAAACAAGCACCAGGUUUGAUGAAGGAAGCAGAGAGGUUCCUAAUUUUGAGCAACAUUGAUCGGUUGUGGAAAGAACACUUGCAAGCACUCAAGUUUGUUCAACAAGCUGUAGGUUUACGAGGAUAUGCACAGCGAGAUCCACUUAUCGAGUACAAGCUUGAAGGCUACAACCUUUUCAUAGACAUGAUGGCGCAGAUAAGAAGAAAUGUAAUAUAUGCCAUAUACCAGUUUCGUCCUGUGCUGGUAAAAGAUCAGGAACAACAACAAAGUGAGAAAUCAGCCAAGCUCGUUGCAAAUGGAAGGGGCAGUGACAGUAAUAACCCUAAAUCAGUUGGUGCUGUUGAAUCCUCAUCAUCAGCUGUCAGCCCCCAGUCUAGCUCAUGAAACCCGACGUGAGAUCUGAAUGAAGCAAUAUAAAGAUUCAUCUGAGUCUUUUGGAUAGUGUAUUGGAGCUUUUGUAUGGUAUAUUGGGGCAUCAUUUAGUGUAAGCAUUUAAAGUUUUGUAAAUCUUGAAGAGGUCAUAGCAUCAUAGGGAACCACACUGUUGAAAUGUAGAGAAAUUGUGGGAUCAAUGUGGUAGGCUUUACCACGUCCUUGUAAUAAUUCAUAUUUUUAUUUAUUUUUAAUUAUUUGAUAGGGCACUUGGAAGUAA
Cornus florida is the source of this 3631-nucleotide messenger RNA. Its product is annotated as protein translocase subunit SecA, chloroplastic. Gene Ontology annotation, biological process: protein import; protein targeting. Gene Ontology annotation, cellular component: membrane. The transcript has 20 exons. NCBI's taxonomy places the organism in Eukaryota, Viridiplantae, Streptophyta, Magnoliopsida, Cornales, Cornaceae. Gene Ontology annotation, molecular function: ATP binding; ABC-type protein transporter activity. The record is from RefSeq and is a predicted model, not a curated record. The coding region runs from base 175 to 3363 and encodes 1062 amino acids.